Parastagonospora nodorum SN15 is the source of this 252-nucleotide messenger RNA. RefSeq lists its product as hypothetical. NCBI's taxonomy places the organism in Eukaryota, Fungi, Ascomycota, Dothideomycetes, Pleosporales, Phaeosphaeriaceae. The transcript has a single exon. Bases 1 to 252 code for a protein of 83 amino acids. The record is from RefSeq and is a predicted model, not a curated record.
AUGCAGUUCUCCGCCAUCAUCCUCGCUGCUUUCUACAGCCUUGCCCUUGCUGCCCCAGCUCCCGCCGCUGAGGCCGAUGCCUCUGCUGCUGUUGAGGCUGCCAUUGCCGCCCGCCAGGCCUGCCGCGACGCUACCUACCGCUGCGGUGGCAACAACCCUGAGGUCUGCCAAUUCGGCAUCUGGAUGCUUGCUGCCCGCUGCGGUGGUGGCCAGAAGUGUGUCAUCGCCAACGGUGCUCCUUACUGCUUGUAA